Neltuma alba is the source of this 1400-nucleotide messenger RNA. RefSeq lists its product as uncharacterized. Lineage: Eukaryota; Viridiplantae; Streptophyta; Magnoliopsida; Fabales; Fabaceae. The record is from RefSeq and is a predicted model, not a curated record. The transcript is spliced from 3 exons. Gene Ontology annotation, cellular component: membrane. The coding region runs from base 18 to 1004 and encodes 328 amino acids.
UAUCCAGUGAAGACGCCAUGGGAGGCAGUGCUGGUCAUAGCAAUCUCAAGAAUGCUCUCAUAGCAUUCUUGGUUCCUCUUCCCUCUAUUCUCUUUUAUCUUUCAUUCCUUAAGAACUAUGAAUCUGCAAUUCGCAUCGAUUCUGGCCCCAAUCUGUGGGCAUGGUGCUAUCACCAUCCUCUGUUAUUGGCCAACGUACUCUUCUUCUUCAACGUCAAUGUCCUCUUCUGGAUCAUCGGCCUUCUCAAAUCUAGCCACUGGAUGAUUGACCCGUAUUGGACAGUUAUACCGGUGAUGCUUGUUCAUUACUAUGCGGCUCAUCCUUUGGCUGAGUUUAAUUGGUGGAGGUCGAGGAUCGUGAUCUUGUUGACAUGGGUUUGGAGUAUUAGGCUCAGCCAUAACUACUUCAGGCGAGAGAAAUGGCAAUGGGGUGCCAGAGAGGAUUGGCGCUUCACCGAUUUGAGCCAUCAGUAUGGAAAGCAUUGGUGGUGGACUUCUUUCUUCGCCGUCUACGUCUCUCAGCAGGUGUUUAUAAUUGCGUUGUCCCUUCCAUUCUAUGUUAUUCAUACGAUGAACCAGCCUUUGAGCAUCUGGGACUUGGUAGCCAUUGUCGUCUGUGUAUGUGGCAUUGCCAUAGCAUACUUUGCCGAUACACAACUCUAUGACUUUGUGAGUAGAAACGACAAGCUGAAAGGGCUUGGUAAGCCUGUGGUCCCUGUGCUUGACAGUGGCUUGUGGUAUUACUCCCGGCAUCCGAAUUACUUCGGAGAGCAGCUAUGGUGGUGGGGACUAGGUUUAUUUGCCUGGAACCUGGGACAAGGAUGGGCCUUUGUUGGGGCAUUAGUAAAUACCAUGUGCUUGGCUUAUGUGACUACGCUUGUUGAAGACCGCAUGGUUAAGCAAGCUAACAGAGCAGAAGCAUUUAGGCGUUAUCAGAAGAAGACUUCGGUGUGGGUCCCUUGGUUCAAGUCCUCUGCUUUGGAAGAAAAACAUAAGGAUUCUUGAUCUUUGUUUGGUUAGUUAUAACCGCACAAGAAUCAUGUUGGUGCCUUUUGAGGUUUGUGUACUGUAGUUCACUGUCGUUUAUCUGAUUUGAGGAAGUCCUGAGUUGUAACGAUAACAGUUAUAUGGAUUAAGAUCAUAGUGCUGUUGCAAAAAUUUGAGUGCAUCUUCUACAUCAGUUAUAUAUACCAUAUGAUUAGAUGGAGUAGCAUAGAUUAAAUCCAUAAUAUCCUAAAGAGAGAACAUUUCUCGUUGAAUCUGGUUUGCCAGGUUCAAAAUUAGUUCAGGAGCUACCUGAUGAAGAUGAAUGUUGGUUAUGCCAAUGAAUAUAUUCUCUCUUUAGAUGGCCCUUUCAGGCUUCUUUCAUGGAGGCCUGAAGCCAUACAUAAAUAUUUGGAA